Messenger RNA from Staurois parvus, 306 nucleotides. NCBI's taxonomy places the organism in Eukaryota, Metazoa, Chordata, Amphibia, Anura, Ranidae. The record is from the annotation of a GenBank genome assembly.
AUUUCUAUACCAAAAGCGGUAACCCCGAGCUACACUCGGGCUUACCAUGCAGCGCUGUAUAGGGAGUCCCUGCAGCACUUACCUUGUCCUUCGCUCCAGCGAUGUGUUCUCUGCGGUGUCCCCGGCCAUCUCCUCCGGCAGAUGCCGGCAUCCGGCUCCUGUGUUCCGGUCCCUGUGACGUCAGGAUGUACAGGCGCCGCCGCCGGCGGCGGGAAAUUUGAAAAUUUAAAAAAAAUUUCAUAUUUUUCAAAACGAUUUUUCAUAUGCUUUGUCCUGUGCCCUGCCUACAUUUUUACUGUUCUUUCU